CUGAGCGAACGGGCUUGCUGGAGCUCACCGACACCCUGUCAACGCCAAGCCACUAAACUGUACGGAUAGUAAUUGUUCCCAACCGCGUCUGUCAACUUAUUUGCUUAUUUUGUUCUUGUCCAUUUUCAAUUGACAGAACAUUGACAGAAAGACAAGUGCCUGCAGUAUUGCGAAACAAGUCACGUCUUUUCCCCCUUCUCUGAUAUAUUUGUUUUUUAUCUUCUGUGAAUGACAUGGAACGGACGUCCGGAUGAGAUACAAUCUCUUACAUUGAUGAACCAACUAAUGGAUGUCGCAUCUCUCUGCGAGUCUCUCUUCUCUGUGUUCUGGACACAGAUCAGAGUGCAUCCAUGACCCUCUUCGCAACAUGAACUCAAGCUGGGAGAUACGUAGAACAAAAGCGUAACCAUCCAGCUGUCCGUCAGCUGGUCGACCCCUGACUUUUGGAGGGGAAGCAAAAACAAAGCAAAGACAAAAAAUUACAAAGAUGCUAAAACGUGGAGAGGAGAUGCAGCGAGAUCUAUGGACUUCUCUCCUGCUAGUAUGGAUUACUUGUGUGCCGUACUCUUCCAUGGCUCCGUUAAACAAUCAGUCACAAAGUUUACAAACGGCAUCAGCCAUGAUCCCGCGAAACCGGCCAAGCGAAGGACAAAGAAUCCUCAGUCGUGCCAAGAGAGGAUGGGUUUGGAAUCAAAUGUUUGUGUUGGAGGAGUUCUCUGGACCCGAUCCAAUUCUGGUUGGCAGGCUCCAUACGGAUUUGGACGUGGGGACUAAGAACAUCAAGUAUGUGCUGGCAGGGGAAGGGGCGGGCACCAUCUUCGCCAUCAGCGAGAGGACGGGGGACAUUCACGCCAUGAAAAGGCUAGACAGGGAGGAGAAGGCCGAGUACACGCUCACGGCACAGGUCAUCGACAGAGACACCAACCAACCUCUGGAACCACCAUCAGAGUUCAUCAUCAAAGUGCAAGACAUCAAUGACAACCCCCCACAGUUCAUUGAGGGGCCUUACAAAGGUUCAGUGCCAGAGAUGUCCCAAGUGGGUACAUCAGUAACGAGAGUAACUGCAACCGACGCGGACGAUCCAGUGUAUGGAAACAGUGCCAGACUGGUCUACAGCAUUCUGGAAGGCCAACCUUAUUUCUCCAUCGACCAAACCACUGCAAUCAUUAGGGUGGCUCUGGCAGGGAUGGAUCGUGAAAUGAGGGAAGAGUAUCUUGUUGUCAUUCAAGCAAAAGACAUGGGAGGUCACAUGGGUGGGUUGUCAGGAACCACCACUGUGACAGUCACUCUUACUGAUAUCAACGAUAACCCACCAAAGUUCUCAAAGGGCUCUUAUGAGUUCACUAUUGCUGAGGAUCUUGGCAUCGGGGAACCUGGAGGAAGAGUAAAAGCGAAUGACAGAGACAUCGGGGAAAAUGCUAAAUCAACUUACAGCAUCAUAGGUGGAGACGAGAGGGAUGUCUUUGAGAUUGUCACUGAUGCUCAGACACAGGAGGGAAUCCUCAGACUCAAGAAGCCUCUGGACUUUGAGUCCAAAAAAUCCUACAACCUAACAGUGGUGGCGACCAACAUACGUGCCGAUUCGAUUACGGGUGGGCCCUACAUGGACCAGGCCACGGUCAAAAUCAUCGUUGAGGAUGCAGAUGAACCCCCUGUCUUCACAAAGUUUACUUAUCUCUUCGACGUGCAUGAAAACGCUGCAAUCAACACAGUCAUAGGAGCGGUAGCGGCGAGAGACCAGGACGCCCCACACAGCCAAGUCAGGUAUUUUAUUGAUAGACACACAGAUUUAGAGAGGCAGUUUAACAUUAAUGUUGAUGACGGGAAGAUCACAUUAGCCAAACCUCUGGACAGAGAGACGGAUAUGUGGCACAAUAUCACAGUAACAGCCACCGAAGUUCGAAACCACAGCCAGAUUUCCAGAGCCAUAGUGGCAAUCAAAGUGCUGGACAUAAAUGACAACGCCCCUGAGUUCGCCACCGAAUAUGAAGCCUUCCUUUGUGAAAAUGGCAAACCUGGACAGGUGAUUCAAACCAUCAGCGCCGUGGACAAAGACAAUCCUUCCCAGGGACACACUUUCCACUACCGCCUGGAGAUGCUCAACAAUCCCAAUUUCACCAUCAAAAACAAUUUAGAUAACUCGAUCAGCGUUCUUGCCAAGCACGAUUCCUUUCGGCGACAGAAACAGGAGACGUACCUCCUUCCCAUCAUCGUGACUGACAACGGCGAGCCUCCAAUGAGCAGCACGAACACUUUAACUAUCCGGGUGUGCGGCUGCAGCAGGGACGGCAUUGUGCAGUCAUGUAAUGUCGAGGCUUUUGUUCUACCCAUUGGUCUCAGCAUGGGAGCUCUGAUUGCUAUUCUAGCUUGUGUAAUUCUACUUCUCGUUAUCGUGGUCUUGUUUGUGACACUGAGGAGACACAAGAACGAGCCUCUAAUUAUCAAAGACGACGAGGAUGUGAGGGAGAACAUCAUCCGUUACGAUGACGAGGGAGGCGGGGAGGAGGAUACGGAGGCCUUUGACAUCGCCACCCUGCAGAACCCAGAUGGUAUCAGCGGCUAUCUGCCCAGGAAGGACAUCAAGCCUGACCUGCAGUUCAUGCCCAGACAGGGUCAGCACUCGGGUCCGAACGGAGUAGACGUGGAUGAAUUCAUCAACGUACGGCUUCACGAGGCAGACAACGACCCCACGGCUCCACCGUAUGACUCCAUCCAAAUCUAUGGCUACGAGGGCAGGGGCUCCAUCGCGGGCUCUCUGAGUUCCCUCGAAACGGCCUCCUCGGACUCGGACCAGAACUAUGAUUACCUUAGAGAGUGGGGGCCGCGCUUCAGAAGACUGGGCGAGCUCUAUUCAGUGGGAGAGAGCGACAAGGAGACUUGACCUCCAAGCGCAACGGACCUUUUGCUUCCGUCCACAUAACUUGUGUAUUAUGCUACGGGGAUGUUAGACACUGCUGUUUAAAAGGGGGUGGGGGCGCCUUUUUUAAAUCUUCUUAGAGAGACCUAAUAGCAUUAGUCAUCUACCACAUCAGAGUGCAUCGUAAUGUCAGAACUUACCAGUGUCUAUAGUAGGAGGUCAAUGAUUCUUGUGGAGUGUGAGUUUAGAUUACCGUCACUGAGUGUCUAGCAGUAUUUUGGGUAUUUGUUGUUCACUGUGACCACCAGAGGCAUCAGAACAUUGAUUCUUGGUAGUCGCUUGAAAGGACUGAAUGGAAAGAGGACUUUCGGACACUUUGUAGCCCACUGUGGCUUGGCAGGAAAAAAAGGACUGCAGAGGCCUCAAAAUGACACCACUCCACAGCGACAACAGAUCUCUUGCCGUCAUUCAGCCAAUCAGAUAAAGGAACAUUUAAAAAAGAAGGUAAACUAAAUAGCAAUAUAUUGUCUACAUUACUUCUGAAUGUAUGUGUGGUUUAACAAAUGUGAGCGCAAUGAAAAUACGUCACACUGGCUUUAGGAUCUGCCUGCUGAGAUAAUAUUUGACCCUUUGAUACUACAUGGCUAGAUUUCUUGAGUAAACUGGAAAAGCCUUGAGGCGUGCUUUAUACAACCCUUUGUAUCCAUAUGCUUUAAGUGUGGUUCACACUCUAACAUGAUUAGGCUGUGUAAGACUGCGUUGAGGACAACAAGAGAAUUGUGGAAACAAUGAGGCCUUCGUUUUUCAAAAGCAAGCAUUAAAUACAGUCGUAUUCCAAUGUUUUUUGGAACUUUGAUGGUGUUUCUUCAUUGUUGUGUAUGUUUUAUAUAAAUAUA
Messenger RNA from Sinocyclocheilus grahami, 3753 nucleotides. RefSeq names its product cadherin-8-like. Gene Ontology annotation, cellular component: catenin complex; axon terminus; synaptic cleft. The record is from RefSeq and is a predicted model, not a curated record. The transcript is spliced from 12 exons. Gene Ontology annotation, biological process: homophilic cell-cell adhesion; cell-cell adhesion mediated by cadherin; cell morphogenesis. Lineage: Eukaryota; Metazoa; Chordata; Actinopteri; Cypriniformes; Cyprinidae. Bases 488 to 2881 code for a protein of 797 amino acids. Gene Ontology annotation, molecular function: beta-catenin binding; cadherin binding; calcium ion binding.